AAAGUAGAGGCGCACUGUGGGGAGAGAGGAAAAAGUUCUCAACAAGGAGAGGCAGGACUACUCUUACGGAGCCCCUGCAGUCUCACUCUUUAUGCCUCUAAAAACACUUUCCCUGCCAUCCUUUUUGCAGUUUUUUUGCUCUGCAUCACCGCUUUUUACGUUACCGAGAGAGAAAUACUACUUUUUUUUCUUGAAGUGAAAGCACCAGCACCAUGGAGCUGCUCUGCCUCGAAAUGGACACCAUCAUACGAGCUCGUCCCGAUCCGAACCUCCUGUGCGAUGACAGAGUCCUGCAGAGCUUGUUGACCAUAGAGGAGAGAUUUCUACCGCAAUAUUCCUAUUUCAAAGGCGUCCAGAAAGACAUCCAGCCGUUUAUGAGAAGGAUGGUCGCGACUUGGAUGUUGGAGGUUUGUGAGGAACAGAAGUGCGAGGAAGAAGUUUUUCCUUUGGCCAUGAACUACUUAGACAGAUUUUUAGCCGUGGUACCCACCAAAAAGUGUAACCUGCAGCUGCUGGGAGCAGUGUGCAUGUUUCUUGCAUCCAAAUUGAAAGAGACUCGUCCAUUAACCGCAGAGAAGCUUUGCAUCUACACAGAUAACUCCAUCAGACCACAGGAGCUGCUGGAAUGGGAACUGGUGGUGUUGGGGAAGUUGAAGUGGAACUUGGCAGCAGUAACGCCGAACGACUUCAUCGAGCACAUUGUGCGGAGGCUGCCGCUGCCCGAGGAUAAGCUGGCGCUUAUACGCAAACAUGUCCAGACCUUCAUCGCCCUCUGUGCCACAGAUUUCAGGUUUGCCAUGUACCCUCCCUCCAUGAUUGCCACAGGAAGUGUGGGGGCAGCGAUCUGCGGCCUCCAGCUGGAUUCAGCUGACCAGUCACAGUGGGGCGACAGUCUGACAGACCUGCUGGCCAAAAUCACAAACACAGAAGUGGAUGUUCUCAAAGAGUGCCAGGAGCAGAUUGAGCGUGUGCUGGUGAGCAGCCUGCGUGAGGGCCGGCAGCAGCAGCAGCAGCAGCAGCAGACACAGAGGGGCCCCAGCGGGAAAGGCCUGGACGAGCUGGACCAGUCCUCCACCCCGACAGACGUCCGUGAUGUUAACUUGUGAACCACCAGAGGGCGUCCAUGCACAGGAUUUACGGAAAAAAAAAACAUCAUGAAAAAAACCUCAAUUUUCUUAAAAGCAGAAAAAAAGAACAAAAGAACAAAAAAUGUUAAAAACACAAGCCCUUUAAAAGAAAAAGAACAAUGCUUGCUAGUUUUUUUUUUUUGUAGAUUUUUCUGUUCUUCAAGUCCAAAACACCUGCCCAUGAAAUAGAUUUUCUAUUAUGUUGUAGUCUAAAAAGCAACAAAUUUGAUACAAGAUGAAGCUCUGUGGUGCUUUGGAUAUACAGAAGGGAAGCCAAUCCUAUUUGCAUUCUGCCUUUGAUUGUAUAGUAUGGUCUUUAAGUUAUAUUUUAACCAUAGCUUGAUAAUGAGGCUGUUAUUGUAGAAGUUGUGAAAAAAUAUUCGGAAAUUACAUGGGAUCACAGUGGGGCUUCAGUUUUGUUAAUAUGAGUAUUAUCACUAUAACAUUGGUGGCUGGUGUUUGAGAGGACGCCAUCACAACGCCCACAUGAGACAGACAGAAGAAGCCGUGAGAACAUUAUGCUAAAAGUUGGUGGUCCAUGGAAGAACCGGGAUGAUAAUUAUUAUUAGUAGUAUUAGUAAUUAUUAUUAUUUUUAUUAUUAUUAAUAUUAUUAUUGGACAUAUUUUGGAAGCAGUAGUAGAGAUCAAUAAGCUCCUUUUGUCAGGCUGCUUGUGUGUCAGCGUGCAAGAGUGUGUGUGCAGGCGUGUGUGUGUGUUUGUGAGUGUGGUGUGUGUGUGUAUGUGUGUGUGUGAAUGCUACAUGUGAUCCUGUAUCUAUAUUAGCAGUGUGCGUUCAAUGGCGUGAGGCACUUGCGCAGAAUCCAGUGGUAGCCUUCUGUGUUUAAAGACUAUGGAGCAAGUGGAGGCUACACAUACUUUGUCCAUCAGUAUAACAGGGCAUCUAUGCUAUAUCACUGCCUUCAUGCAUUAACAAUGCAUCAUGGUUCAUUGUUGGCCAACAAUAAACUCAUGUGCAUGAGUGAGACAGAAAAAAGUUUAGCGAAGGAGGAUACGGGCGAAGGGACUUUCACUUAGAGCCCCUUAUCUUUCUAAGAGCAUUUUUCCUGAGGUGUUCAUCCUCAGACUCAGAGGUCAUGUGAGGUGUUUGUUUAUUACUGCCAUUCUGUAAAUGAGAUAUUACAGAUACUUCUUUUUCACGUUGUUACGAUAAGGUGUUUCCUUAGUUGUGAAAGGCUGCUUUGAGUCUGGACAGAGUAGUAAUGACCUCCCACGUGUGCAGUGUGUGUGUGGCACACGUGAAAACCAGGAGAGGACGAUGUCUUGAGGAAGUAGUACGGAGGACGUUAGACUCCUCUGUGUUAAUGAGCAGGGAGGGGACAGGAUUAGAGAGAGAGGGACAGUUUGCAACUAAGAAGUCACUGUGGAACAUGAGUGCAUGGGACAGGCUGGUAGGACAGAGAGAUGCUGCUGUGUGGAGGAUCUACAGCCAGUAAUGGUAAAGAAGAUAAAGAUAAAGAACAAAAAGAUGCCCAAAGGCCUCGCGGUGAAACUUUGAAAUCUGCAUAUUUGGAUGGAAUCAACAGUAAUUUCUCAUAAUGGAUGUCUACAAUGACACAGCUAAGUGAACAAAAACGUUCUGGGUUUCCAUUUCCAUGGAAAUGAAAUGAGGAACUGAGACUGUACGCUGCCAGAUCAUGUGAGGAAGAACUUUCUUGGGGAUGGGGGUGGGGGUGGGGGGUUUGAGGAGUACAGGAUGAUAAUAUACUGUCAAUGCAUCUGGAGUCCCACAUAGGGUUGUUUUCAGCUGCCCUAUAUGAUUUCAAUGGCAAAGCACUUUGAGAACAUGCUCCCCAGGAGAUAAGUAAAAUGAAAUGCGUCGGGUGGUGAUUGGAUGUGAAUGGAUGUUUUCUUUUCUUUUUUUUUCCUUGUUAGCCUUUUCUUUGGUUUACUUUGUAGGGCUGGUUUCCCAAUUGUCAGACAUACCCUUGUCAAGCAAAAUUAAAAAAGCUUUCCACGACUUGUGAUAAGAGGACAUUCCGAUAAAAAAAACAAAAACAAAGAUAACAUUCCUAUUGAAGCAAAGUGCAAGUUGAUGGGGAGAAUCUGAACAAAUAUAAAACGCCAUUAUGAAUUUGUAAAUGCCUACACACAGAGUUCACUGAUCCAUGGGUUCUGUUUGAUUUAUUUUUUCUUUGUCAAGAAAUGAAAUAUUUGUUUUUACUUGAAUUUUUUUUCUUCUUCAUAUUUAUCUGCAUCACAGCCACAGAUAGUCAACACGGCGGCGAUGAGCUAUAAGAGAGGGUGGUGGUAACAUCCCAUAUUUGCACAUGUUCUUCAGAGGGCAACCAGGUUUGCAUUUAACACAGAGGAGAGCCUUUGUUCCAAACCACCUGACCUGAUGUGUGUUGCAGUGGUUGGUCAGUUUUCUAUGGUGCUGGCUUGUGUAGUUCAGGCUGAUUGUCUGUCAGUGAACACAUCUGUCCCCUGUAAACUUUGCUGCUUCAAAUCAAUGGCAAGGGGCUCGAUCGGCCGAAAAGACAUCAGCACAAGAGACAGAUGACCCUUUUUGUUUUGUUCUGUUUUGUUUUAAUGGGACACAUGGCUUUGCCACAGCAAGGUGUCUUUGACUUAAUGCUUGAGUUUUUUUUCAUGAUGGUAUGUGACUUUGCUGAGUGUAUGUUUGUCAGACUGAAGAUAAAUAUGGGGAUCUAAUGUUUAAGGGAUGUUUUUCAGUAAAACUGGGCAAUUUAAUGACAUAUUUGCCGAAACAUCCCCGUUUGAAUAUUUGAUACGACCUCUUCAUUUUGCCUCUGUUUGCCUGAUGUAAGCUCUCUCCCAAACUUAAUGGUUGUGAUUUUUCUUUCCUGCAAUUUAUUGUUGCAUGUAUUAUAUAUUGAGACCACCUUUUCAAUUUGUGUUUGAUAUAUUUUAUGGGGUGACCAGACCCGCAAAAGGGUUUUUCUAAGAUUUAGAGAUACUGUAUUCCAAAGUGAAGAGAGGACAGAGGAGGAGGUGUGAAGACAUCAAGAAAAAAGUGUCAAUAUUUUUAUUGAGUUUUGCGCUGCUAAAAGCUAUGAAUUUGUUUCAUUUAUACAAAAAAAUAACAUUACCUAGUUGUGAUGUGUCACUUGAGUGUGCUGCUAUUUUAUAAACAUUUGUAUUAUAAUAUAAUUAUUUUACUGCUUAAGAGAUACAUUCAGAAAAACGAAGUAGAUGGUGAUAGAAGAACAUGAAAUGUAUUCGACUGGAAAUGUUCUUUGUACAGUUUGACAGUUUGCUUAGAUAGCAUGUCUCCUUUACCCAUUUUUUUUAAUCUAUUUUGCUCUCCUUCUUCAGUCACAUUCUGCAACAGUGGUAUUUCCUAUACCUCAGGUUUACUGGACAAAAUAUAAAACACAAACAAAUCCAUCACCUAUACCUCUGCAGUUAGGUAGCCUGGAAUGGAGGAGAUAGAAUACAGUGGGGAUGGGGGAAAGCAACAACAAAUUAGCAUUUUUGUGCAGGAUUCCCACUGUUUUAGUGGGGAAACAACUUGCUCAGUGAGAUGGGAAACAGGAAAUAUGCAAAGUUUCCACUUGGACUUAACCUGUAUUGGAGGGGGGAUGUUGCAACAACAUUUCUUAGUUACUCCGUAGAUAGUUCAAGCAUGUUCACUUCUGUUCAUGUUGGUGCUACAUCUGACUGUGCGAGAGAAGGGAAACAGCAUUCCUAUGAUGGCCAAAGUACACUUCUUGCUUUAUACAACCACAAUCACUCUGAAUGUCAGUAAAUAUGGAUUCUGUAUGUGAGAAAGAUACGUUUUGGUCUGAAAUACUGUGUGUG
This is a messenger RNA of Centropristis striata (black sea bass), 4910 nucleotides long. It is a transcript of the gene ccnd2a, whose product is annotated as cyclin D2, a. Gene Ontology annotation, cellular component: cytoplasm; nucleus; cyclin-dependent protein kinase holoenzyme complex. Gene Ontology annotation, biological process: mitotic cell cycle phase transition; regulation of cyclin-dependent protein serine/threonine kinase activity; positive regulation of G1/S transition of mitotic cell cycle. Lineage: Eukaryota; Metazoa; Chordata; Actinopteri; Perciformes; Serranidae. The transcript has 5 exons. The coding region runs from base 213 to 1106 and encodes 297 amino acids. The record is from RefSeq and is a predicted model, not a curated record. Gene Ontology annotation, molecular function: cyclin-dependent protein serine/threonine kinase regulator activity.